UGACCUCAAGUGUAAAUUACAAAAUUGCUAGCGCCUACAUUACGCUUGCAUUAAAGUCAGUUGGCCUUUGCUCGCGUGAAAAACAUGAAGAGAAUCCUGCUGAUCGCCUGCACUUUAAUCGCCUCAGGGCAAGCCCUCAAGUGCUACCAUUGCCAGUCGGAAGUGGAGAACGGGUGCAAGUUGGAAGCGAAACCGCAAGAGACGAACUGCGGAAAACCGGCGAAGGAUUACCAAAUUGUUUGCGUCUACAAAGCCUUUUACGAUGGCGCCCAUCACAGGGUAUCAUCAGGCUGUGAAACGCUACUAAACACAAGCCCAAUAGACAAAAGCAGCAUACACAACUGCGAAGACGACAAAGGUACCUUCAAAGUUAAGGAGUGCCGCGUCUGCAAUACCGAGCUUUGCAAUUCGGCCGACGCCAGAAAAGCGGCCCUCAUCUUACUACAAAUUUGUCUUCCAAUCGCCUACUUGGCCAAUAAAAUGUUUUAGAUCCACUUUGUUACGCCAUUAACGAAUUGAAAAUAAAAACUGUUACUAGGAA
Messenger RNA from Photinus pyralis (common eastern firefly), 541 nucleotides. RefSeq lists its product as uncharacterized. The record is from RefSeq and is a predicted model, not a curated record. Bases 85 to 489 code for a protein of 134 amino acids. NCBI's taxonomy places the organism in Eukaryota, Metazoa, Arthropoda, Insecta, Coleoptera, Lampyridae. The transcript is spliced from 3 exons.